Messenger RNA from Daktulosphaira vitifoliae (grape phylloxera), 1210 nucleotides. RefSeq lists its product as uncharacterized. The record is from RefSeq and is a predicted model, not a curated record. NCBI's taxonomy places the organism in Eukaryota, Metazoa, Arthropoda, Insecta, Hemiptera, Phylloxeridae. Bases 205 to 1092 code for a protein of 295 amino acids. The transcript is spliced from 2 exons.
AAAAUUCUGUACGAAUUUCUUUUUGUUAAUCUUCAAGUAUUUAUCGAAACUAAAGAAUUCAUUAGUGAUAUAUCUAAAAUUGCAAAUAACUGUUACGAAAAAAAUAAAUCUAUUAUAAAUACUGAUGAGAAAAUUGAUCUCAAAACUAAAUGUGAAACAGAAUAUUUGACACACAACAGUGAUUUUCCGGAGUUUAUACAAUUCAUGUGUCAUAAGAUGAAUUCAUUUUACACUGAAAUGAUUAAAAUUAAUUACGAGGAUCUUGGAUUUAUUCAGUUGAUAAAUCCAACAAAUCAUAAGUUUAAACCACCAAUUGACGAAACUAUUAAUCAAGAACUUGGAAUUAUGACACUCAAUACUUUAUUUAAUGAGGGUAGUUGGAAUUCAUUUAGCCACAUGGAAAUACUAUAUGGCAAUUUAAUUAUAAGUGCCACAACUGUGAUUAGAGACCUGGUGACAAAUUAUAAUUUUCAUCUUAAAAAAUUUUACUUUACACAAAUGUUGAGAUGUAGAUUUCUUGAAGUACUUAUAAUUUACAAUACCUCACUAACUGCUUUAAUGAGAAUAUGUAGAAAUAAAAAUAAUUUAAACGAAUAUGUGAAAUGUGUGUUAUAUCUUUUUGUUGCAAUUAAUGAUACUGUGAAAAUGUUUGAUUUUAUGCUGACAAUUAUUGAAAAACUUAGAUUAUCAAAUUUAUGGUUACCCGAAAGAUUAAGUUCUAACUUACUUGCAAUUUAUAAGUUAAUAUAUAAUUAUGUCAUUGAUCUCAAAACUAAUAAUGUAGUACGAGAUAUGUUUAUAAACAAACCUGAAGUAAAUAUUGAACAUUUAUCUAAUGAUUACACGUUGAGUUUUCAGAAAGCAAGAUAUAAAUUUUCCAAUAUACUAAGUAAAUUAAAAAAGCAAAAUAAAAAUAUGUGUUAUUCAAAUGAUUUUAUGAUUAUUAAGAAAGAUCUAGACACUAAAUUUUGUAAUAAUGCAAUUAUUAUUUCGAAAUAUUUAUAUGACUUUUAUGAAAAUUUCGUUAAAACUGAUUAUGAAGACACAGGUUUUAAUAAAAUACAUCAAAAUUAUUUUUGGAAAUGGGUAUAGUCCAUUUUUUUUCAUUGAAGUGAAUUAUAUAAUUUAAGUACUCCAAAUACGUAUUUAAUAUUUCAUUAGUUAUUUUAAUGUAUGAGUAAGAGUUCUUUUCUAUUAAAAUAAGUUUUAU